Molecule: messenger RNA, 4013 nt
Organism: Molossus molossus (Pallas's mastiff bat)
Lineage: Eukaryota; Metazoa; Chordata; Mammalia; Chiroptera; Molossidae
Gene: PLEKHO2
Product: pleckstrin homology domain containing O2
Exons: 6
Coding region: 81-1613 (510 amino acids)
Biological process (GO): macrophage apoptotic process
Source: RefSeq, a predicted model, not a curated record
UGGAUGGAGGUGGCGGAGCCCGCGCGGCGCUGGGAGUGAGCGGCAGAGCGGCCGAUCAGCUGGACCUCAGCGGACUCGCCAUGGAGGAGGAGGGUGUGAAGGAGGGAGGUGAGAAGCCUCGGCGAGCGCGGACGGCGGACAAGGCUGGCUGGAUCAAGAAGAGCAGCGGGGGCCUCUUAGGGCUCUGGAAAGAUCGCUACCUGCUCCUCUGCCAGGCCCAGCUGCUGGUCUACGAGAAUGAGGAUGAGCAGAAGUGUGUGGAGACCGUGGAGCUGGGCAGCUAUGAGAAGUGCCAGGAACUUCGUGCCCUCCUCAAGCGGAAACACCGAUUCAUCCUGCUGCGAUCCCCAGGGAACAAGGUCAGCAACAUCAAAUUCCAAGCACCCAGUGGGGAGGAGAAGGAAUCCUGGAUCAAAGCCCUCAAUGAAGGGAUCAACCGAGGCAAGAACAAGGCUUUUGAUGAGGUAAAGGUGGACAAGAGCUGUGCUCUGGAGCACGUGACUCGGCACCGGGUGCGCGCGGGUCAGCGGCGCCGGCCACCUACGAGGAUCCACCUGAAGGAGGUAGCCAACGCGGCUUCUGAUGGACUCGUACGCCUGGACCUUGAUGUGCUGGACAGCAGGCCACCAGAGUUUGUCCCCAGCAGUGAUGCUGAUGCAGCCCAGCCCCGGGAGAUACUCCGGCCCCUCAUGCCUCCUACCAAGCCUUCCCCAGCACCUGAGAUGACCAUCAUUGGUGACAGAGUGGAGACCCCUAUGGGGGAGAGAGCCCCAACCCCUGUCUCAGCAAGCUCUGAGGCCCACCCUGAGAGCCAAGAGGACUCAGAGAUCUCAGUGGGGAAGGACAGUUCUGAGCAGCUCCCCAACAGGGUCCUGCCUGACAGACUGAAGGUGAGCUGGGAGAACGCCGGCCCUGAGGAGCCCCCCGACGCCGAGAGUGCAGGACCACCCCAGGCGCCCUGUUCUGAGACUUCUGAGGCUUCGAUCAAGGAGGGUGGGAAGCCCCCUGCACCCCCACCCAAGAUCUUAUCAGAGAAACUGAGAGCCUCCAUGAGGAGGGUGGAGGCUCCAGGGCCAGCCCAGAGUCCUGGGGCCUCUGAGACCUCAGAGACCUCUGAGACCUCAGAGACCUCAGAGACCUCUGCCUCAGGCUCAGCACAGGUCUCAGUGAAUGGUGUGGAUGACAGUCCUGAGCCUGUCCAGCCAUCCCAGGCUGCGGGCACCCCAGGAACUCCCCAAAAGAAAGCAACAAUGUCUACAGCACUGUCCCCCUCGAACUUGCCACCUCAGUUCCAUCCCCGCUGCUCCUCCAUGGGGGACCUGCUUGGGGAAGGCCCCCAGCGUCCCCAGCAGCCUGGAGAACGGCUGUACCGGGCCAAGCUAGAAGUGCAGGUGGCCUCAGAACAGACAGAGAAACUGCUGAACAAGAUGCUGGGCAGUGAACCGGUCCCCGUGAGUGCCGAGACGUUGCUCAGCAAGGCUGUGGAGCAGCUGAGGCAGGCCACCCAGGUCCUGCAGGAUAUCCGAGAUCUGGGAGAGCUAAGCCAGGAAGCACCUGGGCUACAGGAGAAGCGGAAGGAGCUGGCGACCCUCUACAGGAGAAGUGCACCCUAGGGCCAGCCAGGCCAGGGCACAGUCCAUCCUGGCCGGCCCAGUUCAUCAAAGCCCAGCCCUGCCAAGCAUGUGCUUCUACUCAGGCUGUUGAAGGGCCAUUGGACAUGUCAGGGUUUGGGCAGGACCUGCAGAGGCUCCUGGUGUCCUGCUCUGCCUUGGCCAGUGGUGCCAGGUGCCACCCAGGGCCACUAUCUGGCCUGACCUCUGGCCUCUGGCAUGGGCUGGGAGCACACACUCAGGACCUCUGUGCUUGCGUGGUGGUUCCGACCUGCCCCAGGGCUUUGGCACAGCACUGGGCAUUCUGGGGGUGGCAUCAUCUCUGCUUCUCACCCCCAUAGUUUACAUUCCUGACUUCUGAAUAGAGCAUAGCUGAGCCCCCCCACAGCCUCCAUGUCCAGAUAUCCCAGGCAGACAGCCUCAUGGCAAAGGCUGCUUCAGAUAGUAACUAACCAACCCUCCCACCCAUCUGUUCCCAGUAGCUGCUGAGGCCUUGGGUCCAGGCUGUAGGUUCAUCCCUCAGCUGAUGGCUUCUGAAGGAGGUAGGAGGCACCCGUGUGAGAAAGCCUUUGCCGCCUGGCCUCUGGGCCUUCUGUUCUGCAGGCCUUCCCCUCUGGUGAGCCUGACACAGGGCUCCGGGGUGGAGGAGGAAUGGAAAGGCCUCCUAGUCUAGUCCCUGCCUCUGGACCAGCUUGCGUCCGGCCUUGCACAUUUCUGUACAGGUGAACUUCAGAGUAGCCCAGUGUCAGCACAGAAAAUCCUGUAUGUGGUUAAUUAUAAAUCAGCCUUCACAAGAGAAGCCGCCCCAACUUCUGUGCCUCCCCAGAUGGGACUUAUAUCUGGGUCUCUGUGGUUCCUCCACAACUCAAACAGGUCCAGUAUCCCAGACGUUUCUUCUAAUGCUGAGGGGUACGUUGGGGCCCGAAACCACACCUCUGUCCCCACUUCCCCUCACCCGUCUGGCUCAGGCCCUCGAUGGACUACUCGUGAGCUCCUGAGCUUCCUCGUGGACCGGGCAUUUGCUCCUGGCCGUGCCUGCACCCUGGACCUCUCCCCGCCCCCCGGCCCUGGGAGCGCACCCCGUCUCCAUCCUGCUGUAGCAGCGGGACUGCGGGCAGAGCCUGUGGGUGCGGAGGCCUUAGGGCUGCAGCCACUUUCCCUGGGCCCGUGGGAGUGGGAGCAGCUCCUGACCGGCUUGCUCAGGGCUUCUGCAUGUGCACUUUUGUUUCCUGGAAGAGGAGAGGGGGUCUCAACUGCCUGCUCUGGCCUUGCUGCCCACUGUCCCACCCCCCGCCACCAGUUGUGCCCACCAAGGCCUGCCAGUGCAGGCUGAUGCCUUCUUUACUGUGCUUCUACUUUAUUCUUGAGGGUAGUAGCCAGGGAUCAGGAGGGGCAGACAGAUGUCCACUCUGCGGCAGAUAGAUGGGUGUGAGCAGCAGAGUCAUGGCUCACGAGCCCCCAUGGAUCUCCCCAAACCACACUCCUCAGACAAAGGAGGCUCCCAUGUCACAGACUGCCUGUCCAUCCAUCUCAGUAUGAGAGCAAGAGUGUCAUCAAGUAUCCACAGUCGUGUAGCCCCUGCAGUCUUGCGUUGGGGAACAGCCCUCCUGUGUGGGCUGCUGGGCUUUAGCCAUCACCUGCUUUCAGGGACCAGAGCCUUCAUUUCCCCUCUGACACGUGACCAGGCAGAGGGAAGAGCUCUGGGGCAACCUCAGUGGCCUAAUGCCAUUGGCUCCUAUGGGGUCUCCAUCCCCUGGGCAGCCAGGGCCCCAAGGGGAAGCCAGCUUCCAGGGUAGGGAGCAGGAUAGAAAAUACGCAGGGGCUACCUUGCCUGCCUACUGGAGGAGGAUGGCAUUCCAUGUCUUCGGCUUAUGAAGCGCCUUUCUUGAAGUUUGGCAAUAAAUCCCUUGUUAUGGAACUUUUGUGCUGCAAGCCUGUUUGUUGUGGGACCAGCUCCAGGGCUAACCUCAAGGAAGCAGGGGGUAGGCGCCCAAUCAGUGGCCCCACUGGUCCUCCAAGCCCUGUUCUAGGGCAUCCUUCCCGCAGGUUAGCUGGGGCAUCACCCUCCACAGUGCUCCAUCUUUCUAAGUUGGCCAGGCCUCCAAUUUCACCUGCAGCUGGGGCUGCCAUAGGAACAGUGCUUUUCAAUUUUUAAAAGCUUUAUUUGGAAAUAAUUUCAAGCAGAAAAGUUAUAAGAAUAAGAAUAGCAAAAAGAACACUCACAAUCUACCCAAAUUGACUCAUCGGUGUGUCUUUGGAGCGCUUUGUCUCUCUUUUUUUUUUUGGUACAUGCCCCAGUGGAAACCGAACCCGGGACUCUCGUCCGCAAACCAGCCAGGGCUGGGCUGGAGCGCGUCCUUAACAUACGUACACACACUUUUUUCUGAAGUGUUGGAGAAUUAU